This is a messenger RNA of Balaenoptera musculus (blue whale), 873 nucleotides long. RefSeq names its product testis-specific gene A8 protein-like. The transcript has 2 exons. Lineage: Eukaryota; Metazoa; Chordata; Mammalia; Artiodactyla; Balaenopteridae. The coding region runs from base 1 to 873 and encodes 290 amino acids. The record is from RefSeq and is a predicted model, not a curated record.
AUGGGAAGACUUGAGGUACAAAAGCAAGCCAGGAAGAGAGUCCAGGACCAUAGAACGGAGGAAAAACAAGCAGAAUGGGAAGGAGGGAAGUCUUACCAACAGAAUGGGAACCAGCAGCACCUGCAGACCAGCCCACCUGGCAGCGGCAUUGCUUCCGGCAGCAGCUCUCGUGCUGGCAACAGCCCUUCCGCAGCCGCAGCUACACGGGCUGCAGCUCCAGGUGCGGCGAUGGCGGCCGACCGCGGGGACGCUGCAGCAGCUCCCAGGGCAGCCGUAGCAGCAGGGGCCGCAGCUGGGGCCGCAGCCGACCCGGGAGCGUCUGCACGGGGCGCAGCUGCCGCCACCCCAGCCGAGGCAGCCACCGCACCUUCCACAGCCACAGCUGCCCACGGCGUCGGGAGAGAGGCCUCGGGGGAGAGUCGGUAUAUAAGGGCCUCCCCCCACAGAAGGCGGCAUCAGACCUCCCUCCCUCCUGUGUCUCCUUCCUCAUCUCUCUCGCGUCCUCCCUACUUGACGCCGUGCGCAGCUGUGGCUGUGGAAGGUGCGGUGGCUGCCUCGGCUGGGGUGGCGGCAGCUGCGCCCCGUGCAGACGCUCCCGGGUCGGCUGCGGCCCCAGCUGCGGCCCCUGCUGCUACGGCUGCCCUGGGAGCUGCUGCAGCGUCCCCGCGGUCUGCCGCCAUCGCCGCACCUGGAGCUGCAGCCCGUGUAGCUGCGGCUGCGGAAGGGCUGCUGCCAGCACGAGAGCUGCUGCCGGAAGCAAAGCUGCUGCCAGGUGGGCCAGCUCAGCUGCUGGCAGCAUUUGCUGGGAUUGGGUUUGUCUGUUGGCAAGUCUUUCCUCCAGCCCCACCCCCCACCCCGUCUCUCCUUCUGUGA